This is a messenger RNA of Durio zibethinus, 3079 nucleotides long. The record is from RefSeq and is a predicted model, not a curated record. NCBI's taxonomy places the organism in Eukaryota, Viridiplantae, Streptophyta, Magnoliopsida, Malvales, Malvaceae.
AUAAAAGGCAAACAAAAUCAAUGUGUGUGGACGCAGUGCAGGAGAUCAGUCCUCCUUUAAUAGGCAUCCCCUAGGGUGUUCUCCACUUGGAUUCUUCAACCUUUUGCUGCCAUUCGUCUCUCCCUAAUUUUUCUGAAUCGAAAUUCUCAAUCUUUUCUAAGCAACCAAAACCCGAUUGCCCUGUGAUUUCCCUUUCCUUUUGCUCGCCGUUUUUUUUUUUUUCUCUUUUAAAUUCAUAGAAUCCCAAAUUCUUUCCUUCAGCCUUCAUAUAAAGUCAAAUAAAAUUCCCAAUCAUUUUGUUUUGCCAUUCAAAGUUAAAAGAUUUUGAGUUUUGACCCCUUUUUUCAUGGCUGAAUUUGAAGAUAUUGGAGCUGAUAUUGGAAAAAAAAAGCAAAAAUUAAGUUCCGAUAUUGAAAUUGAUAUAGCAGAAAAAGAUGUCAGUGACGAAGAGAUUGAUGCAGACAAAUUGGAAAGACGAAUGUGGAAAGAUCGUGUCAAACUCAAAAGGAUUAAGGAAAGACAGAAGAUUGCAGCCCUACAGGCUGCAGAAAAGCAAAAGCCCAAGCAGACCUCAGACCAAGCUCAGAGGAAGAAAAUGUCCAGAGCCCAAGAUGGGAUUCUUAAGUAUAUGUUGAAGCUAAUGGAAGUUUGUAAAGCACGUGGAUUUGUCUAUGGCAUCAUUCCAGAAAAGGGUAAGCCUGUAAGUGGUGCAUCAGAUAAUAUAAGAGCUUGGUGGAAAGAAAAGGUGAAGUUUGAUAAGAAUGGGCCAGCAGCCAUAGCCAAGUACGAGACAGAGUGUUUAGCUAUGAGUGAGUCAGAUAACAAUAGAAGCAGAAACCCACAGAGUAGUCUCCAAGACCUGCAGGAUGCUACUCUUGGAUCCCUCUUGUCUUCUUUGAUGCAGCAUUGUGAUCCCCCUCAGAGAAAGUAUCCACUUGAAAAGAGAAUUCCUCCACCUUGGUGGCCAACUGGGAAUGAAGAGUGGUGGGUAAAACUAGGGCUACAACAGGGUCAAAGUCCUCCUUAUAAGAAACCACAUGAUCUUAAGAAGAUGUGGAAAGUUGGAGUGUUAACAGCUGUGAUAAAGCACAUGUCACCUAAUAUUGCAAAGAUUCGGAGGCAUGUACGCCGGUCAAAAUGUCUACAAGAUAAGAUGACAGCCAAGGAGAGUGCAAUUUGGUUGGGUGUUUUGGGCCGAGAGGAAGCUCUGAUUUGGCAACCUAGCAGUGAUAAUGGAACAUCCGGCAUAACUGAAAUGCCUCAAGGUAGGCGUGGUAAUAAGAAGCAGCCUGCUAUCAGUGGUGACAAUGAUUAUGAUGUUGAUGGUUUUGACGACGGAGUAGGUUCAGUUUCUUCCAAAGAUGACAGGAGAAAUCAACAAACAAAUGCGGAGCCUGUGGCUUAUAUCAGCAAUGAUGAUUCCCACCCAGUCCAAGAGAAUGAGCCAGCGGAAAAACAACCUAGGAGGAAGAAACCUCGUAUAAGAUCAAGCUAUGGUGAUCAACAACCUGUAUUAAGCCAUGGUGAACAACAACCUGUAUCAAGCCAUGGUGAUCAGCAUCCUGGACCAUUGCCUGACGAACACAUAAAUGCCGAGUCAAGAAACACUUUGCCUGACAUCAACCAAAGUGAUAUAUCAUUUCUGGAAUGUCAGAUGCCUGGCACUCAGCAGGAAACUGAUGCAAGCACAGUGUUGAGGCAUGUGGAGAAAGGUUUAGAUGUUCAGUCAUAUCUACCUGCGACUGAGUACUGCCAUUAUCCUGCUAUUCCUUGUGCUAAUGAAAUUUCCACUCAGAGCAUGUAUGUAGAUGGAAGGCCCAUGCUCUCUCCGUUACUGCAACAUUCUGAGCUGCACCAUGGUGCUGCAUAUGAAUUUUAUAAUCCACCGGUUGAUUUUAGGCCUGGUCAUGAUGGUCAGCAAACUCAGAUGGAGAUGAAUGUAGCACAGAUUAGGCCAGAAAAUGGGGUUGAUGUAUCAGCACCAGGUAGAAUUGAACAUGAAAUUACUGGGGGAGAAUUGCAUCAUUAUGUGAAAGACCUGUUUCAUAGUGAGCAAGAUAGAGCUGUUCAUAAUCCCUUUGGGUCACCGACAAGUGAUCCAUCAUUUUAUGGUGGAUUUAAUAGCCCCUUUGAACUUCCAUUUGAUGGUACAAGUUCACUAGAGGAACUACUUGAUGAUGACUUGAUACAGUACUUUGGAGCUUAGGUUGGAAAACUUGAGAUGUCAGAGAAUAGAUUGCAAUUUUGCAGGAACUGCGAAAUUAUGCAUUCAUUACUGACCUGGAUGGAGGAAUUUCUCUCAUUCAUUAGUCUUUCUAGUACAGGUAUUAUCAUUUGAACAUGCAAAGACUUUUUGCAGGAACUCGAAAACAAUGCAUUCAUUGCUGAUCUGGAUGGAGGAAUUUAUCUUCUUCAUUAGUCUUUCCGAAUUGGUGUUAUCAUUUGUACAUGCAAAAACUGUAUGUGAAGUCAAAUUUUCUAAUUUAGUUUUGCUCAUCUUUUCAAAGAAAAAAAAAGUGUCAUCUUCCCCAGCUUCCCCUGAAUGGUAAUUGUUGGGCUUUCAUGUAAAUGUGUCAAUUGUAGAAACAGUCCAUAUGUCAAACUUGUGACAUUUUCCUUGUUUCCUUCGGACAAAAUAGCUCAUCAGUCGAUCUAUUUCUUUCCCUGUAAAUGAGUUUACAUCUGUAUAUGGUUAUUAUUUAUACAACAUAUCAUUUCCCAACCUCCCCUCCCCUCAACAAUACUCCCCUUACGAAUGACAUAAGUUGGAGCUUUUGGUUAUUUGUUAUAUCUUCAAUGCUUUUGCAUUUGUAUGGGGUUAGUUUAUUGCAAGAUAGAUGCUUUUUGAGCUUUGUAUUAUUGUGUAGUACAUAGACAUAUUAGAUUAGGGCCUUUUCUUAGGGGUAAUUCUUAACGAUUCCAAUCCUCGCUUGUAAGUGUGGAUAACUUUAUUCAAGUUGUUUUACAGUUAUACUACUAUAUUUUGCUUCCCUGGGUCGCUUAAGGCCUUGAAACCAUAAUUCCUUCCAAACUGCUUCCUGAUCAGUUUCCUGAAAGCAUACCACACCCAAGUUAAAAA